Molecule: messenger RNA, 3987 nt
Organism: Adineta ricciae
Lineage: Eukaryota; Metazoa; Rotifera; Eurotatoria; Adinetida; Adinetidae
Source: the annotation of a GenBank genome assembly
AUGAAUGAUACACAUGCAACAGAGAAUGUAAAAGACUUAACUUGGGUUGGACUUAUUUCUCGAGCAGUGGCGAAAGGAAAACUCCUCGGUUCGACAUGCCAUUUGUACUCAUCAAAUACAAUCGACAAGGAUACAAAUAAUCCAGACCCUUGCGUGUGUGGUCGUCGGAAGAGUAUUCAUAGUUUUGCGCAGGAUCCACUUACCCAUCUUCGUCGGAGUAGUAUUUGGGAAGAAUCAAAAUAUGCUACUGAAGCCCACGUUUCGGUAUACGGCGUUUGGAAGAGUAAAACGAAGUUUGUACGUUGGGACCAUACACGAAUCAAAAUAACUACAGACGCCGCGAGCGAUCGGACGGAGAAAACCAGUCUUUCGACUAUGGCUGAAAUACUACGUGAUGAUGCGAAAGGUAACACACCAGAUUUACUCAUUAGUUGCUAUGGGGGUGCGAAAUAUUUCAAAAUGAAUGAUAAACUAGAGAAAGAAUUCAUGGAAGGUAUCGGCCUUGCUGCUGCUACUGAAGGUGUUUGGUUGUUAACUACUGGCUUAAAUAGUGGAGUGUCCAAAGUAAUCGGUCAAAGUGUUGAACGCUAUGCAUUACUCAACGAAAAAGCAUCAAAUUAUACUGUCAUCGGACUUAGUAGUUGGGGUUGUUUGUCUGACCGUACACGUUAUGUUCUUAAAAAACAGACACAAUUAGAUCUCGCUAAAAACCAAACCAAACGCACAAGUGUUCCGAAAAUGACCGGAGCAUUUGUUAUUCGAAACAUCAGUAACGAAGAUAUUUUAUGGUCAACAAUCGAUGAAAAUCAGCCUGAUACGUUUGAAACUAAUCAUACGCAUUUGCUGUUACUUGAUGAUGGUAGUCAGGGUGAACGUCGUACAUCGGCAGGGACUGAACCAUUCUAUAUUUCCGAUACUCCACGUUCUGAUCUCGUUCGUCAACUGAAAAAACUAACUGAAUGUCACGCAGUUACAAUUCUCGUUGAAGGUGGCCUAAGUUCUCUUGAUGUUAUUCAACACGAUAUCAGUGCACAACGUCCCGUUGUCAUUAUACAUGGUAGUGGUCGAUUAGCUACUGCUAUAGGAAACUUAUUAGAACUAGCUGACGAUCAUACAUUAAUUGAAAAAGAGGAAAUCAAACGUCAAUUGAGGAGUUUUGCAAAACAACGGCAUCUAAAUGACACACUCCUCUCAAGCAUUCAAUCAACAUUAGCACCAGCAAAUCGAGCGUAUUUAACUUUAUUCCGACUCGACGACAAAACUAGCCUUACUGAUACGAUUUUCCUGGCUGUUUUCAAAGCAUACAUGCAUCGAGAAAACACUCAACGAACUGGAAACAGUGAGCAUAUGAAGAAAAUGUUAGAUUUAGCUGUUAAAUGGAAUUAUAUCAACGGUAUAGUGCAGAAUACUAAAAUUAUUCUAAACAAUCCAGAAUGGAGUGCCGAUUUAUUCGAGAGAGCACUUUUGACUAAUCGUCCUGCAAUUGUCGAUUAUUUUCUUCGCAGACAACACGAUAUACUUGAAACAAAAGAAUUUGUCAAGUCUAAGCCGAAGAGUAUGUCGGACAUAGCUGCGAUGUUUCGAGCUGCGAUGACAACGAUGCAAAUUGGCAAGACUACAGCAAACAUUCAACUUCAGGUUUCAACACCCGGUGAAAUAACUACUCAAGAAAAGGAUGAAGCAAUGCUACGCGCUUCGUUUUCUCUCAAAUUUAUUGUUACUCAAUUAUACGCUAUGACGACGAACAUAUAUAUUAAAAGUUCUUAUCCUGUCUGUUCGCCUGGCGAUCUCGAUCGACUCUAUUAUAGGCUGAUUGGACCUUACACGGAGUCAUUCUUCUAUAAACUAUCAACAAGAAACCGUCUAGCGAACGAUAUUCGUAACAAACUUCGUUCUCUCCUAACGCGAUUUAAAUAUCUGACGAGAAAGUCAACGGUAGUGCCGCUUCAAAGGCCAGAUGAGCGAAAUAUAGACGCUUUUUCAGAGAACAACACAGAAAGAAUUGUUUCUCCUAUAAUAGUUCUGGCUAAACCAGAUCCACUCCAGGUGUGUUUAGAAUGUUUUCCUGCUCCUGACACGUUCGGUAGUCAGGAAAUGUUACGUGAGAUUUUCCUAUGGGCAGUCAUCGAAGGAUACUCGGAAAUGGCAUUUAUUCUAUUACUUCAAAUCAAAUCUCGCAUCAGUGCAGCACUCAUAGCUGCCGGUAUUACCAGUCGUUUGAUGUCGACGUACGAUGGAUAUCUUGAUCGAUUACAUAAGUUUCGAAAACAAUCCAGUGACUACGAACGAUUUGCUACGGCGUGUAUCGAUGAUUGUUAUCGACGAAAUGAACGCCGAGCUUGUCAAUUACUCUUACGUGAGACGCCUCUCUUCGGCAAUGUAACUUGUAUGCAAAUCGCAAUAAGUUCCCGUAUUCGAUCAUUUAUUAACAGUCGAUGUUUUAACCAAGUACUCAAUCGACAAUGGUAUGGAGUUUUGUGCCAAUCGACAAAUCGCUCAUUACUGUCCAAGAUCUUAUUCAUCAUGAGCCUUUUAUCGAUGGGUCUUCUCGCUCCAUUAUUAAUCACCUAUCGGAAUGAUUUUCCCGAGGAAAAUCAACCGAGACAGUUCAAUAUUUCUACCGAGGAAAAAGAUGUGUCACUCAAACAACGUCGUUGGGAAGGUAUCGAAGAUCAAGACGGAACAAAAUUGAAUUACAUUCAGAAAGUUCGGCACUUUCAUCGUACACCCAUCGUCCGAAUGAGUUACGAUUUCCUAUUCUACAUCUGGAUGCUUCUUGCUUUCAGUAACGUGAUGCUAUUCGAAAUGAAAUCUCCACAUAGCGAACUACAUUGGACAGAGAUCUACGUCAUCGUCACCAUAUCUUUGAUGUUGAUUGAAGAUAUUCGAAAGUGUCUCAUGGAAUACAUAACACAAAUGUUAGAGCGAUGGCAUCAAUCUGAUAUGUGGAUGAUAUUCGUAUAUGCGCCACCGUACGUUUUAUUUUACAUUGGUAUUGCAUUGAAAUUUGCUUCGAAAAUUCGACCAGACUUUUUUACACCUGCCAGAAUUGUUUUAGCAAUUGAUUUAGAACUAUGGUUUUUAUUUUCCUUACGUUUUGUAAGCGCUGUUAAACUUCUUGGACCAAAACUAUUCAUGAUUAGAAAUAUGCUACGCGAUUUGACUGGAUUCAUUUACAUCAUAUUUGUUUGUAUUGCUGCCUAUGGUAUCGUCUCUCGAUCACUAACAAGAUAUUCAUCAAUCGAAAUGAAUGCGAAAAAUCUAUCAAGUAGCAUUCUGUAUCGACCCUAUUGGUUUCUGUAUUCAAUUGUUGACGAUGAAAGAAACGAGUUAGAUGGUAUUAUUGAAUCACCAUCGAGUAGUUCGGAUGAAGUAUUCGAAGCAACCGUCAAUCAAAUAUUACUUGCUUUUCAUAUGCUUUUUAUUAACAUUCUGAUCCUGAAUCUCCUGAUUGCUGUUUUCAACUUUACUAUCAUGGAUGUUCAAGACAAAUCUGAAUAUCUCUGGCGUUAUCAACGAUAUGAAUUAAUUCGAAAUUAUUUCGAACAACCCUUAUUAGCUUUUCCGCCCUUGUCGAUUGUGGGUUAUUUUUGGACAUUGCUCAAAUAUUGUCUUCGACGUCGAGAUGUUGCGCGGAUAUUUAAACGUUUCGCUACCAAACAAUCGAACAACGAAUGGACAAACUUUGAGAAUGCAGCUACGUAUAGCUAUACUCGAACUUUUGUCGAUCGAAUGUACGCCGAUAGUUCGACGCUCGUCAUACCAACGUUCUCGGAAACGGAUGAAUUAAAAGCGGAAAUCGAAGAUUUGAAACGUAAAAAUAAUGAAAUGCGUGUUGUCAUCGAUAAUUUGAAUGCUCAAUCGAAAUUGUCGAUCCCGGCUAUGAAUUGGAUGAUGACUGCAAUGGAUCGUGUUAAAAUGUCGUCUCAACGACCACCACCACUAUUGGUGUCUGCCUCUGCACCGGAUACACGAGACGAAAUAUAA